AUGGUCAAGGAGGAAAAUCGAACCUGGGACAUUUGUCCCUUGAUUUCGUUCGCCAACUUCAAAUCGUCUUUUGCAACCAAUGUCUCCACCAUCCGACGGAGACUCUCAUCUGACACGAUCAACUCUGAAUAUGACGAGAGAUUAGAUCCUAAAGAUGGGAGUGUCUCCGGCGGAACAUCCCCUUCAAACCCCGGACCUCCUCCGCCAGGGGUCCGCAAAAGUUCAACCACCGAUCCAGAAGGUAGUGGAAAUGAGACUGCCCCAACGACAGCUGCAGGACCCGCGAAAAAAGGGAGUGGCGGGUUUUCAGCUGUCGUGGCAGCUGCCGCUUUCCGCUCAGGUGCAGCUGAAGGCUCGGGCGAUGAGAGCAACAACAGCAAGCCUGAAAGUGCCCGCUCAUGGGGCAUCAGGGAUGUUCUCUCUCGUAAAACAUCAUUGUAUCAAAGUGGGGACCAGAACAGCGAAAGCGAGAAGAAUGAAUUGGACCUCAAGAUGCAACCUGGAACCACUGGAAGCCAAGGGGGUCGACCUGGACCCCCGGGAAGUAAGACCAUCUCGGCUCCAACCUCGCCCAUGAAAGACAAAAGAGCGGGUUUCUUUGGCAAGGUUUCCAGCUUCUCUCAAGUGGUGAGUGCCAAAGUGGAACAAGCUAAAGAUGCAGCAGGGAGCAUUCGCGUUCCAGGGAUGAACAAAGAUCGGUGCUUCACCUUGUUGGUUAUUGAUGAUGCCAACACGGAUUGGUCUAAAUACUUUAGAGGCCGCCGAAUUCAAACUGACUUCGAUAUACGCGUGGAACAAGCCGAAUUUAGUGAGCUCUCGGUCAAUGCGGGUUCCGAAAAUGGAUCAAUGGCCAGUAUCAUAAUGCAAAAGACAGGAAAUAAGGUGGUGAGAUCGUUCAAGCCAGAUUUCCUGCUCAUUCGUCAAAACCUUCGCGAUGCAAACGAGGACUACAGAAACCUCGUGUUGGGUUUUAAGUACAGUGACAUCCCCAGUAUUAAUUCAUUGGAUUCCAUUUACAACUUCCAGGACAAACCGUGGGUUUUCGCUCACAUGCUAAAGGUUCAGAACAAAUUGGGUAAAGAGAACUUUCCUCUCAUCGAUCAGACCUACUUCCCCAAUCAUAAAGAAAUGGCUUCCGCUGGACUUACCAUUCGUUAUCCUUGUGUGCUGAAAAUUGGUCAUGCACAUAGCGGUGUGGGAAAAUCGAGGAUUGAUAAUGCCACUCAAUUUCAAGACAUGACGAGUGUCAUUGCAGUGUCGGACAAGUAUUGCACCGUGGAGCCUUAUAUUGAUGCCAAAUUCGACCUGCAUGUCCAAAAGAUUGGCUCAAACUACAAGGCACUCAUGCGAAAAUCCCUCUCUGGCAAUUGGAAAACCAAUAUGGGUCAAUCCAUUUUGGAAGAAAUCGACGUCACUGAUCGGUACAAAUCAUGGAUUGACGCUCUCUCCGAGAUGUUCGGCGGGUUAGCCAUUUGCUCGCUCGAGGCUGUGGUGGCCAAGGAUGGGAAAGAGUUCAUCAUUGAAGUCAAUGACUCGGCCACGAGCCUUUUGGGCGAGAGUCAAGAGGAAGAUCGAAAGAAUAUAGCCGAAUUGGUUAUCAAAGCAAUGGACGAACAAUGCAAGGCACCUCUGCCACCUGUGAGUGGAGCCGUGCCACCUCCCGUAGCACGGACAACGUCCCGUUCCUCGAUUUCAAGGUCCUCCAUCGGGUCCUCGACGCAAGAUUCCGGUUUGGGGAGUAGUGUUGCUGCUGCCCCACCUGCCCGUGAGGUGACUGCCAGCACUUCCGGCCGACAUUCAGCUGCCACCGCCACCACUGAGGUUCGCAAGCGGCACGACUCUCAAGAUUCUUCUGAUUCUUCAGCGUCCGAAUCCAGUACCGUCAGCGGAGUUAGCAGCGCCAGUUCGACGCUGAAAAAAGAGGCGAAACAGGAGGGACCGCCGAGGGAAGCUGCCGAAGGCGUGCCCGGAGGAGAAAAUGAAGACACCAUGAAGAACCUACGGAAAACGUUUGCCGGAAUCUUCGGGGACAUUAAUUAAGCAUUGGAUAGUUGUUACUUCUGCUCUGUUAUACCAGUACUUACACCUGAAAAGCUCUAAAGUUAUAGAGAGCUUUGUCUAAUUCUCAACAACUCAAUUUUCUUCCCGUUCAUAUUGAGCAUGGAUAUGCAUUUCAGCUGUUAGUUAACCAUUCCAGGUUGCAACUUGGUUGGUAUAUUAUGAAGUCUCUAUUCUUUGGACACUCAAAAAUGAUGCACUUAUUCAAGAACUGCACUACUCUUCGUCUCAAUAUUCAAAUAAAACUCCAACUGUUUGACAACUUUUCUGAAAACUAUUAUCCAGUUUCAAGUAGGCCUCCAUUCCAACCCAUUGUUAACAACAAACACAUUCUACACUCUUUCUAUUCCUAAACUAUUCGGCAAGUGUCAAUAUGUCAAUUUAUGAAGACUAUCAAUCGUUCUAACUUCUUGGAAUAAAUCUAUUAGCUCCUCAGA
Tigriopus californicus is the source of this 2495-nucleotide messenger RNA. It is a transcript of the gene Syn, whose product is annotated as synapsin-like. The coding region runs from base 1 to 2040 and encodes 679 amino acids. Gene Ontology annotation, molecular function: metal ion binding; ATP binding. The record is from RefSeq and is a predicted model, not a curated record. Gene Ontology annotation, biological process: neurotransmitter secretion. NCBI's taxonomy places the organism in Eukaryota, Metazoa, Arthropoda, Copepoda, Harpacticoida, Harpacticidae. Gene Ontology annotation, cellular component: synaptic vesicle; synaptic vesicle membrane. The transcript has 15 exons.